AGCAGGAAACCCCGGGCGCGGCAGAGGAGCGGCGGAGGCUGAGAGAGCGGAACAGAGCGGAGCUCGGUACAGUUGCAGAAAAAAUGUCAAUUGUGAAGAUCCAUGCCCGGGAGAUACUGGAUUCCAGGGGGAAUCCCACCGUUGAGGUCGAUCUGUACACGGCUAAAGGUCAUUUCCGGGCAGCUGUGCCCAGUGGAGCUUCCACAGGGAUUCAUGAAGCUCUCGAACUCCGUGAUGGAGACAAAUCCAGGUAUCUGGGCAAAGGGGUACUGACUGCUGUUAAACACAUCAAUGAAACUAUCGCCCCAGCACUGAUUAGCAAGAAACUGAGUGUGGUUGAACAGGAGAAGAUUGAUGAACUGAUGUUGGGACUUGAUGGAACACCAAAUAAAUCUAAAUUGGGUGCCAAUGCCAUCCUGGGAGUGUCUCUUGCAGUUUGCAAAGCUGGUGCAAAGGAGAAGGGUGUCCCUCUGUUUCGCCACAUUGCUGACCUCGCUGGCAACAAGGAGCUCAUCCUCCCAGUCCCGGCUUUCAAUGUCAUCAAUGGGGGUUCCCAUGCCGGUAACAAACUGGCCAUGCAGGAGUUCAUGAUCCUGCCAGUGGGAGCCAGCAGCUUCAAGAACGCCAUGCGUAUUGGAGCAGAGGUCUACCACAACCUGAAGAACGUUAUCAAGGCCAAAUACGGAAAAGAUGCCACCAACGUGGGUGAUGAAGGAGGAUUCGCUCCCAACAUCCUGGAGAACAAUGAAGCACUGGAACUGCUGAAGUCAGCAAUUGAGAAGGCCGGUUAUCCGGACAAGAUCGUCAUCGGAAUGGAUGUGGCUGCUUCGGAAUUCUGCCGCAAAGGGCAGUACGACCUGGACUUCAAGUCCCCGGAUGAUCCCAGCCGCUACAUCUCUGGGGAGAAGCUGGGUGACCUGUAUAAAAGCUUCAUCAAACAUUACCCCGUGGUCUCCAUCGAGGAUCCCUUUGACCAGGAUGACUGGGAGCACUGGUCCAAGUUCACCGCCGGUGUAUCCAUCCAGGUUGUGGGUGACGACCUCACAGUCACCAACCCCAAGAGGAUCCAGACUGCUAUCGACAAGAAAGCCUGCAACUGCCUCCUGCUGAAGGUCAAUCAGAUCGGAUCGGUCACCGAAUCCAUUAAAGCCUGUAAACUGGCUCAAUCUCAUGGCUGGGGAGUGAUGGUGAGUCACCGCUCUGGCGAGACUGAGGAUCCUUUCAUUGCCGACCUGGUUGUUGGGCUCUGCACAGGGCAGAUUAAGACUGGUGCUCCCUGCCGCAGUGAGCGAUUGUCCAAGUACAACCAGCUGAUGAGGAUUGAGGAGGAGUUGGGAGAGAAGGCAAAGUUUGCUGGCCACAACUUCCGGCACCCUUUGAAGCACUGAUCUCCCUGCAAGAGUUGUACAGAGCAGAAUCAACGAUCUGAUAACCACACUCACUGAUCAACUCUCAUCCGUUGUCUCCCCACCAGCCUCUGCCUCACGGCUCCCUCACAAGGCUUUUAGCCGAUUAGAUGUUACAUUCAAAUCAGACUGUGCAAUGUAUUGGUGAAUAAACAUUGUCACUCCAA
Carcharodon carcharias (great white shark) is the source of this 1573-nucleotide messenger RNA. RefSeq names its product beta-enolase. Gene Ontology annotation, molecular function: magnesium ion binding; phosphopyruvate hydratase activity. The record is from RefSeq and is a predicted model, not a curated record. The coding region runs from base 84 to 1388 and encodes 434 amino acids. Gene Ontology annotation, cellular component: phosphopyruvate hydratase complex. Lineage: Eukaryota; Metazoa; Chordata; Chondrichthyes; Lamniformes; Lamnidae. The transcript has 12 exons. Gene Ontology annotation, biological process: glycolytic process.